GUGCCCGAGCUCGCAUGCCGCGGCCGGCCGGGGGUGGUAGCGGCGCGGGGCGCUCGGCCCGCGUCCUCCGCCGCGCUCGGGCCCGCGGGGACAUGUCGGUGGCCACGGGCAGCAGCGAGGCGGCCGGCGGGGCCGGCGGGGGCGGCGCGCGCGUCUUCUUCCAGAGCCCCCGGGGCGGCGCGGGCGGGAGCCCGAGCUCCGGCGGUGGCCCCGGCGCCUCCCGGGAGGACCCGGCGCCCGCGGCCUCGGCGGCGGCCGGGCAGGUCCAGCAGCAGCGGCGCCACCAGCAGGGAAAAGUGACGGUGAAAUACGACCGCAAGGAGCUGCGCAAGCGGCUGGUGCUGGAGGAGUGGAUCGUGGAGCAGCUGGGGCGGCUCUACGGCUGCGAGGAAGAAGAAAUGCCAGAUGUAGAAAUUGACAUUGAUGAUCUUCUUGAUGCAGACAGUGAAGAAGAAAGAGCUUUAAAAUUACGGGAAGCUCUUGUAGACUGCUACAAACCAACAGAGGACUUUAUCAAGGAGCUGCUGUCACGGAUAAGGGGCAUGAGGAAACUGAGCCCCCCGCAGAAGAAGGCUGUAUAAUUCUGGUCCAUGGGGGACUCCCCAGAGACGAAGAAGGGACCCUGGGACUCGGACUUCAUGAAGACUUUUCUUAAAGAAUACUUGUCCUUAUGAGCAACUUUUCUGGGGGGGAUCUAUUAUACAUUUAUUCGACAGUGUUCCUUUUUUUGUUUUUAAGGGUUUUCGUUAGUGUCAUAUUUUAAUAGUAACAGGGUCACGACUGUGGCUUCAGCCUGACCACACGUCCAAGGAUGGGCUGGGCUGGAGCAGGCACAUCUUCUUGGAGAAAUCAGAAGUUUAGGAAGGAUGGUUUUCUUACACCUAGUUUUGGUAACAUUUUUUUCUUCAGUUGUACAUUUGACUCAGUUGUCUAAUGUCCCUACUUGUAUAUAUCUACAGACAACUAAGUUAAUAUGUAGAUGUGAGUUUUAUUUCACCCUGAUGGAAUUAACUUGUGGUCGUCCUUUUGCUGGAGGUCACGGCAAGUGUGUUUUCAAGAGGCCACUAGAUAUUCUUCGUGUGAGCGCUGCUGACCUUCAACAUUCACUUUACGCACCAAAGUGAAGCACUCGGUGUAUCCGUUAUUUGAAUGAGCUACACUACAGACAUGUUGAGUUGGUCAAGGGCUUAAUUUAUGGACUUGAUGUUAUUUCAUUAAUUGGGAUGCUUUGCCAGGUCAUGUACUUAUUGCCUCAUUUGUGGUAUUUUAAAGUUUAAUGAACCCUUACUUUGAAGGACUAUUUGGAUUUCUAGAGAAAUGCCCAUGCUAUCUGAGUGGAGCUUUGCAGUGGAAAAAGGAAGCGCUGUGUAGCAACUAACUCUGCUUUCAACCAAAUACUGUGUAUUGUUCUCUCUUCAUGAAAGCACGUCAUAAGGAAGUUAGCAAACUAAGUCUCUUCCUCCUUAGAAGUAGAUUCUGGUCACUUCUGUGCCUGGGCAGCAUCCAACCAGAGGGGGUGAGCUGAGUGUGCAGCGGGUGUGGAGGUGAGGAGGUGAGGAAGACAUACCUCCUCGCCUCAAGAGUGGACACAGGAGCAUUUGCUGGUGUGGAAGUGUGAGGCUCGCGUGUCUCACUUGUCUCAAUAGCAUACGGUAAAGACUCUGGCUCCUGGCCCUAAUUCUGCACCCCGAUCCCCUUGCCUGGUGCACCUGUCCUGUCCCUCUCAGUUACAUCCCAGCUCCUUGGAGAAGGAUCAAAAUCAGAUGGAUGUGGGUGGGGGUCAAAGGUGAGAGCAGAAGCUCUUCCUUCCCUCCAGGAGGUGGCCACUGGCUCCCCACAGAUACCCCACCCCCACCAGGUCCUAGGUGGCCCUGUCCGAGGACAGGGGUCAGGCAUUUUAUAUCAAGGGUGCUCUGAACAUAUUUUAUUUUUUAAAAGAACUAUGUUUGUGAAUUUUAUGUAUACUG
Molecule: messenger RNA, 1967 nt
Organism: Talpa occidentalis (Iberian mole)
Lineage: Eukaryota; Metazoa; Chordata; Mammalia; Eulipotyphla; Talpidae
Gene: PPP1R14C
Product: protein phosphatase 1 regulatory inhibitor subunit 14C
Exons: 4
Coding region: 15-581 (188 amino acids)
Biological process (GO): regulation of phosphorylation
Cellular component (GO): cytoplasm
Molecular function (GO): protein serine/threonine phosphatase inhibitor activity
Source: RefSeq, a predicted model, not a curated record